GUGGUUUCCAAGGAUACCGCUAUUAAUCAGCCGGAACAGCUGAUAGAAUCUCGACUGGCGACAUCUAGUCGAAUACGUCACGAAACUACAUACGCAAAUUCGGAUUUUUCUCCAAAUAAUAAUCGAAUUUUAUCCAAGUUGGAGCUUAAGAUUAUUCUCCGCCUUCUUGUCGUAUUACCAUCUUUAUCAGUGACAACAACGUUAAAUACAAAUCCAACAAUGUCAAAAUUAGUCGGCGUCGACUUUGAGGUUCAUGGAAGAGUGCAAGUACACCCAAAAACGCGGGACCGAGUUGGAUUUAAAAGGGUGGUGUAUGAACACCGAUAAAGGUACAGUUGUUGGUCGUCUCGAGGGGUCGAAAAGCAAAGUGGAAGAGAUGAAAAAUUGGCUACGUUACACCGGAAGUCCUCAGUCAGCCAUAGACAAAGUGGAGUUUCAAAACGAGCAAGAGAUAUCUCAACCUACAUUCGCUAGUUUCGAAAUUAAAAAAUAAUCUUUACCAAAUGUUACAUCCCGAAUCAUCUAUUUAAUCGUUCGUUUCCUUUAGCAUUCAUAUUUAUAUUUAUUCAAAAUUAUAAGCAAUACGCUUCGAUGAAAAUAAAAGAACUCUAUCUUAUCUUCGUGUAUUUGCAAGUACAAUAAGUUUAUACAAUAAAUAAAAAUCUAACGCAUGGAAAUG
This is a messenger RNA of Heterotrigona itama, 679 nucleotides long. The record is from the annotation of a GenBank genome assembly. NCBI's taxonomy places the organism in Eukaryota, Metazoa, Arthropoda, Insecta, Hymenoptera, Apidae.